This is a messenger RNA of Phaeodactylum tricornutum CCAP 1055/1, 1229 nucleotides long. RefSeq lists its product with no specific name. The transcript has a single exon. The coding region runs from base 171 to 1229 and encodes 352 amino acids. Lineage: Eukaryota; Bacillariophyta; Bacillariophyceae; Surirellales; Neidiaceae. The record is from RefSeq and is a predicted model, not a curated record.
CAACAAUUCGUGUAGCAGACUUAUUCUUGGAAGCCCGGAGAACAAAAUCCAUGCUCGAUUCUGCGAUACCUACUUUUCUUUGUGAAAUAUUCCGCUCAUGAAGUUCUGCAUGUACGAGUUCAUGUAAGGCAAUUGACUGACCGUGAACAACCAAAAGAUAUCAAGUCGCCAUGCUCCCUUUACAACGCAAGAAGGUUGCCAUGGCAUUUCCAAAAUGGCCAACUGUCACGCUAAAUCUGUGGACCCUUCUUGUUUCGUCAAGCCUUCUUUGCUUUGUUGUCUACCAACUGGCCGUACAAAAAUUCAAAGUUGAACUGUACGAGAUGGGCCGCCAGCAGCGUAUUCAUGAGCUUAUUCAGCAAAGCGCACCAAUAGAUGCGUCUGUGAUCGAAGAGUUGUAUCAAGCUAUUUCAUCAGAGAGGUUGGCUCGGAUUGCAAACAAGUUCAAGGAAGUAUAUUCACUCAAUGAUCCGUUUCCACAUAUAACAAUCGACGGAAUUUUUCCCAAGCGAUUUUUGGAGGAAGUUUUAAAAGAAAACCACGAAUCUGUUGGUGCGAAUGGAUGCCUCGCAGGUGCUGGGAAGUGUUUUCAAGAGAGAGUCCAGAAAAAGAAAUCAGCUAUUGAAGAAGACGAUCUGAUGGGACUACACACCAAGAUUCUAUUUUCUGCGAUGAAAAGCUCAAACUUCAUUCAUUUUCUGGAAAUGCUAACGGGCAUUCAAGAUAUCAUACCCGAUCCGCAUUACCGUGGUAGUGGCAUACAUUUGACAGCUACCGGCGGGAACCUCAACGUCCACGCUGACUUCAACAAGUAUGAGGCCUACCAGCUGGACCGGCGAGUUAAUUCUUUUGUAUUUCUAAAUCAAGACUGGCCUGAGUCCUACGGUGGGCAUUUGGAGUUCUGGACAAAAGAUAUGGGUUCCUGUGUCCAGCGCAUUCUUCCAGUCUUUGGGCGCUUCGUUGUCUUUUCGUCCACCGAUUUUUCGUACCAUGGUCAUCCCCAGCCUUUAUCUACACCGGAAGGUCGGGCUCGCAGAUCCUUAGCUUUGUACUACUAUACAAAUGGAAGACCUGCGAAUGAAUGUCUGAAAGGCGACUGUAGUGGUAGAGGGCAUUCUACGUUGUUCCAAAGACCGGUUGGCUGCAAGAUAUGUGAGGAACAGACUUGCAAGGCGUACAGAGACAAUGAAAAACUUCCGUACUGGGAAGAUUCGGAGGCGAACACAUGA